GGUUAGAGUGCACAACAAAUGUCAAAUCAAGGCGAAUUUCAAAAACAACACUUUUUUAAUAUUAAAAGCACCACGAAACGAAGCAAAAAUAAUCAGAAAUGGACACCGAUAAGUUAAAUCGAGAGCUUCAAAUCUUCCGGAACCACGUGAAAAUGGCCCGCGAAAACAUCAUCCACAAACUGGUUCGCGAUAUCAAAUUUUGGCAAAGCAAACGGGAAGCAAAUCCGGAAAACACACGAGCGGUCAAAAAGUUGGCCUCUUUGGAACCGCUCAUCACCCACAUACGAACGCAAACUGCAUCCGAGCUGGCUAAGGCUGUUAUCAGGUUCAAGCCUAGUAAGGUCGGUAGCACAGCGACGGUGGAAGAACGUGUGCUGAUGAGGUUUGCCGAGAACAAAAAGUUACUGCCGGAAACGAAAGCAUUGAUUAGACGGUUUGCUUUAACCAAUAAAAUGGAAGUGUUGGAUAAGUAUUUGAAAGGGCGCGGUGAAGGUAAGGGUUCGAAAGUUAAAAGGAAAAAGAAGGGGGUGAUUAAAAAAGCGAAAAAGAAAUCUGCAGAGCAGGAUUCGGAAGAUCAAGGGUUUUGUGACGUUGAAUAUGAUGCAGAUUCGGGCUCUGAGCAAAGAGUAUCCGACGAUGCUAGCGGUGCCGUGGGAGACGUGAAACUCAACCCAAUCGAAGUUAAAGUUGAAAAGAAACAUACGAAGCGCAAGAUUGAUCGAAAGGACUCAAAAAUUCAGAAGAAUAAAAAGGUUAACCGAUCUGAGGCUCUAGACGAUAGUGGCAAAUGCGUUCAGAUUCAAGACAGCUUUUUCGUGACCAGUUCGGGUCAGAGUUACGUGGCAACAGCUCCAGCGGUCGAUCAGAAAGUAAUGGAAAGGGAAGAUGAAUUUAGUUGGAAGCGAGCUAACAAGCGGAAAGAUAUUUUUGGCGAUAGAGCGAACAGUAAAGAUGAUUCGCGUUGGAAAGGAAACCCGCAAGCGAAGGGUCAAGUCGAUUCAAACCUGCAUCCAUCGUGGGCUGCGAAACAGAAACAAAAAGGACUACAACCUUUUGCGGGCAAGAAAAUUACAUUCGGUUCAGAGGAUCGAAGUCAAACCAAGGAAUCGGCUUCUCCCGAAGAUGUGAACCUGCAUCCUUCAUGGGCAGCAAAACAAAAGCAGAAGGGAAUCAAACCUUUUGCCGGAAAAAGAAUCACUUUCAAUUCUACGGAUGAUGCGCCAGAGCCAGCACCGGCGAAUGUCCAUCCUUCUUGGGCAGCAAAGCAAAAGCAGAGAGAAAUUAAACCUUUUCAGGGAAAGAAAAUCGUGUUCGAAUCCACGGAUUCAACUGUGUCAGAAUUGCCAUUGCUGCCGUCAGAUAUUCAUCCAUCUUGGGCGGCCAAGCAGAAAGAAAAGGGCAUCAAGGAGUUUCGGGGUAAGAAAACUACCUUCGAUGAUUAGUGUGCUUUUCGUGUUUACCGGUUAAACUGUAAAAUGGAAUAAAUAUAACGUAUUUUUAUCUGUAUUAUAAA
Messenger RNA from Topomyia yanbarensis, 1513 nucleotides. RefSeq lists its product as uncharacterized. The transcript is spliced from 3 exons. The record is from RefSeq and is a predicted model, not a curated record. NCBI's taxonomy places the organism in Eukaryota, Metazoa, Arthropoda, Insecta, Diptera, Culicidae. Bases 99 to 1442 code for a protein of 447 amino acids.